GGGCCAGGCGAGAUGAAGAAUGUGGAUGCGAAUGCGCCUUGGUGGAGGCAGGAGAUGCGGAGGGGAGGGUAUAUAGAAGGCUUUCGCCCCAUUCCGGACUUUUGAAGGCAAAAAGAAAUCAAAAACAACAAUUGAAAUGUCUAUUAGAGGAAUCAGUCUUCUCGCAGCCUCUGCGCUGUCUGUCUUCGCGGCUCCGGUCCGCGUGCUGAAUGUUGAUUUCCCGGAUCCCAGCCUCAUUAAAACCGACGAUGGUUGGUACUCCUUUGCUACGGCUGGAAACGGGGUACAAGUCCAAGUGGCCACCUCGUCGGAUUUCAAGACCUGGGAGCUGCUAAAGGGCCACGAUGCUAUUCCUGGCCCGUUCCCGGAUUGGACUAAGAAGGAGGGUCCGGAGGUUUGGGCGCCUGAUGUGAUUGAGAGGGACGACGGCAAAUUCAUCAUGUACUUCUCUGCCCUAACCAGCAAGGACACCUCCGCACACUGCAUCGGCACCGCAACCUCAACCUCCAUCAAAGGCCCCUACACCCCUAAUGACAAACCCCUCGUCUGCCCGCUCGACCAAGGCGGUGCCAUUGACGCCGUCGGCUUCCAAGACGACAACGGCACGCGCUACGUGAUCUACAAAACCGAAGACGCCGAGACCACAAUCCACCUGCAACCCGUGAAAUCAGACGGCAUCACUCCCAAUGGCAACACAACGACCCUCCUCCAAAAGGAAUCCGACGACGGAAUCCUCAUCGAAGCACCUAGUCUGGUCAAGAACGAUGGCACGUAUUACCUAACCUUCUCAUCGCAUCGUUUCGAUUCCCCAGAUUACGAUGCGAAAUACGCAACUGCGAAGAAUGUCGCAGGUCCGUACACGAGACAAGGACAGAUUUUGAAGACCGGCGAUAAAACGAAUAACGGGACUGUGACUAGUCCUGGGGGUGCAGAUUUCUCGGAGGAUGGGAAGAAGAUUGUCUUCCAUGCGCAUCGGAAUGGGGAGGAUGUUAGUCAGGGGAGGGCGAUGUAUAGGGCGAAUAUUAAUUUGGAUGGUGGGAAGAUUACUAUUAAUUAGUUAGGUUCACGUUCCUAGGAGUAUUAUUAAUGAUUAAUUAUGCACUUUCUAUUCACAAAUGCUAUCCAUAUCCAUAUUGCAAGAAAUAAAACAGAAUGGUAUCAUGCAAUAACAAAAUCAAGAACAACCCAAAUCAAUCAUGCCCCCUCUGCGCAUCCUCCAUCCCAUGCCAAACCCUAAUAACAUGCGCCCUC
Messenger RNA from Aspergillus glaucus CBS 516.65, 1251 nucleotides. RefSeq names its product glycoside hydrolase family 43 protein. Gene Ontology annotation, molecular function: hydrolase activity, hydrolyzing O-glycosyl compounds. Gene Ontology annotation, biological process: carbohydrate metabolic process. NCBI's taxonomy places the organism in Eukaryota, Fungi, Ascomycota, Eurotiomycetes, Eurotiales, Aspergillaceae. Bases 137 to 1057 code for a protein of 306 amino acids. The record is from RefSeq and is a predicted model, not a curated record. The transcript is spliced from 2 exons.